Nomascus leucogenys (northern white-cheeked gibbon) is the source of this 4022-nucleotide messenger RNA. RefSeq names its product ribosomal protein S6 kinase like 1 (gene RPS6KL1). Bases 746 to 2632 code for a protein of 628 amino acids. The transcript is spliced from 14 exons. Gene Ontology annotation, biological process: protein phosphorylation. The record is from RefSeq and is a predicted model, not a curated record. Gene Ontology annotation, molecular function: ATP binding; protein kinase activity. Lineage: Eukaryota; Metazoa; Chordata; Mammalia; Primates; Hylobatidae.
CUUGCGGCUUUAAGGCCGGCAGGAGCCGAGCCGGGCGGUGAUUGGUGGUUUAUUCUAAGGCUCAACUAUGAGCUCAUCCGCAGCCAAUGGCCGUGCUGCACCGGCUGGCCCCGCACGCUGGAUGCCGGAAAGCAGCUGCCCGCGGCGCGCUCUGGCGUGAAGGGCCGGUACGUGAGGGGGAGGCCUGGCCCGCGGACCAGGCUACCAGCUCGGGCAGGUCUUACAGCCCAGCUUUGUGCUCAGCUCUCUGCUGGCUCCAGGAGGGGUCCUCACUCGCUGACCACACUGACCUCAGGACCAAGGGAACAAAACACAGCAGGGGCAAUCCAUCCGGUCCACGGAGAAGUGCUAAACCCCAAAGGGUAAAUGAGAUUCCCACAGGAGGAGCAGGGAGGGGACAACAGGCAGGGUGGAGGGAACAGCAUGAGGAACAGCAUUUGAGCCCAGCGUGUGUGGCCUCCAUGUGCUGAAUGCGUACUGGAUACCAAGCCUGCUCCAUGGAGGCCCUGUGAAGGUGGCUGUGGAUCACAGAUAUCCUCAGCUGUCUCCAGAGCUCAACACAGUACCAGAUGCUCCAGAAAUGUUUGCUGAACUGAACUUGAUUGGAAAGGAAAACAGAGCCCUAGGCCUGCGCAGUGGCUCACGCCUGUAAUCCCAGCACUGUGGGAAGCCAAGGCAGGCGGAUCACUUGAGGUCAGGAGUUCAAGACCAGCCUGGCCAACAUGGUCCCAGCUGCAGGGCAGCCAUGAGCCUGGUGGCCUGUGAGUGCCUGCCCAGCCCUGGCCUGGAGCCUGAGCCUUGCUCACGAGCAGGGUCCCAGGCUCACGUGUACCUGGAACAGAUUCGUAACAGGGUGGCUCUAGGAGUGCCUGACAUGACAAAAGGUGACUAUCUGGUGGAUGCGGCCACGCAGAUCCGGCUGGCCCUGGAGCGUGAUGUUAGUGAGGACUAUGAGGCGGCCUUCAACCACUAUCAGAAUGGCGUGGACGUGCUGCUCCGCGGCAUACACGUUGACCCCAACAAGGAGCAACGUGAGGCUGUGAAGCUGAAAAUUACCAAAUACCUGCGGCGGGCAGAGGAGAUCUUCAACUGCCACCUGCAGCAGCCGCUGAGCAGUGGAGCCAGCCCCAGCACGGGUUUCAGCAGCCUGAGGCUCCGGCCCAUUCGCACGCUGAACUCUGCCGUGGAGCAGCUGAGGGGCUGCAGGGUGGUCGGGGUCAUCGAGAAGGUGCAGCUGGUCCAGGACCCGGCAACCGGAGGGACCUUCGUGGUGAAGAGCCUACCCAGGUGCCACAUGGUGAGCAGGGAGCGGCUGACCAUCAUCCCACAUGGAGUCCCCUACAUGACGAAGCUGCUCAGGUACUUCGUGAGCGAGGACUCCAUCUUCCUGCACCUAGAGCAUGUGCAAGGAGGCACUCUCUGGUCCCACCUGCUCUCCCAGGCGCACCCCCGACAUUCUGGGCUCAGCUCUGGCUCUACCCAGGAGAGGAUGAAGGCUCAGCUCAACCCCCACCUCAACCUCCUGACCCCAGCGAGGCUCCCCUCAGGCCAUACCCCUGGCCAGGACAGAAUCGCCCUGGAGCCUCCUAGGACUUCUCCAAGCCUUCCCCUAGCUGGGGAGGCCCCAUCCACCAGACCCCAGAGGGAGGCUGAAGGUGAACCCACAGCCAGGACCAGCACCUCUGGCUCCUCGGACCUUCCAAAGGCCCCAGGUGGCCACCUGCACCUUCAAGCUAGGCGGGCUGGCCAGAACUCAGAUGCUGGGCCCCCUCGGGGGCUCACUUGGGUUCCUGAGGCGGCCGGCCCGGUGCUAGGGGGCUGUGGCCGAGGCAUGGAUCAGAGCUGCCUGUCAGCAGAUGAGGCCGGCCGGGGCUGUGGCAGGGCCACCUGGAGUGUGAGAGAGGAGCAGGUGAAGCAGUGGGCGGCAGAGAUGCUGGUAGCGCUGGAGGCACUGCACGAGCAGGGGGUGCUGUGCCGGGACCUCCACCCCGGGAACCUGCUCCUGGACCAGGCAGGUCACAUCCGGCUCACAUAUUUUGGCCAGUGGUCAGAAGUGGAGCCCCAGUGCUGCGGGGAGGCCGUGGACAAUCUCUACAGCGCCCCAGAGGUGGGUGGGAUUUCCGAGCUGACGGAAGCCUGUGACUGGUGGAGCUUUGGGUCUCUACUGUAUGAACUGCUGACGGGAAUGGCACUGUCCCAGAGCCACCCUUCAGGAAUCCAGGCCCACACCCAGCUCCAGCUGCCCGAGUGGCUCAGUCGCCCAGCGGCCUCUCUGCUAACUGAGCUGCUGCAGUUCGAGCCUACCCGGCGCCUGGGCAUGGGAGAAGGUGGUGUCAGCAAACUCAAGUCCCAUCCCUUUUUCAGUACCAUCCAGUGGAGCAAACUGGUGGGACCUUCACAGAGGGAUGGUCUCACUGCAAGAGAGCUCAGCAGACAGGGACUCUGGAAAGACAAGGCUGUGUUUAAGCCUGGAAUCCAUCACACCUGCCACCUGCAGUCUAGGUCUUUAGAUAAUAACUCUUUCAACCAAUUGCCAAUCAGAAAAUCUUUGAUUCUGCCGAUGACAACACGCCCAGGCCUUGAGCUGUCCUGCCUCUCCAGACCAAACCACUGUACAUCUUACAUGUACUGACUGGUGUCUCAUGUCUCCCUAAAAUGUAUUAAGUGUAUAAAACUAAGCUGUAGCCAGACCACCCUGGACACAUGUUCUCAGGAUCUCCUGAAAGUUGUGUCACAGGCCAUCAGUCACAUUUGGCUCAGAAUAAAUCUCUUCAAAUAUUUUACAGAGGUUGACUCUUUGGCAACACUUUCCUGGCUGGCAGUCAGGGUUCUACCUUCUGUCGAAUUAGGACAGUGUUAACUUCCACAUAAGGGAUUUCUGAUUUCACAAGAUAAGCAACAGGACCUUGAGUGGCUUUCAGUAAUUUCAGUGCAACAGUGCUGGGGACUUGUACCACCUCAGCAGCCAAAAGGAACACAGAUACAGGAACCCUGUUUGAGAACAUCUGCCCUUUAAUUUGCAUUUAAAAUCAGUUUCUUUAAAUACUUUACAAGUUCUGAAUAGUGAAGACAGAGUAGUAGAUGCUGCAGGCACUCAGUAUUGGCUCCCACCCCUUCCCCCCUCCCCCACCCCCAGGCCUCACUUCUUGGCUCAAGAUACAAAAGGGCACUCUCUACUGGCCCUGGUGUCAAAUGUCAGCAGCCUCAGGCCUGGAUGCAGUUGGAUACAAAGCCAUUAAUCCCAGUGGCUCCAAGGAAUUCCAAUGAUCGUGCCCAGAUCCACGGGCAACACACCUUAGAAAUUACCUCAUCCAUUUCACCACUAUGUACUAACACCCUCAGGGUGGUUUCCUACCCCAGUCCACGUCCUCCAGAUCUGCGUCCUGCAGAGGAAGAGACAAGGGCCCGCUAUAACGCAGGAAGGAACAAAAACUGCCUCCUCAGCCCAGGUGCUUACAGCAACUUAAUUGAAAAGCUCAAGGCAAUCUGAGUCAGUCUAGAGGAGACCUCCCUUCCCUAGUCUCUACCAGGCUCUGGUCCUUCCUCGGGACCACGCUCGGUCCCACUGCCAUUAUGUGCUAGAAUCUGCUCUAAGAACAAGGUGCUAGAAUGAGGCCCAGCAACCAGCAAAGAGUUUGGAAAGGGUUGCUACAGCCCCAGCUGUGUGAGAUUGUGCCAAGACGAGUCUUCUUGGUGUCAGCCUAUGAUGGAGAGCGUGAGGGCAGGCCUGGGCUCUCCUUCUGUGAUGACUACAACGCGUGACCUCAGGGGACCUCUGCCCUCUCCUCCCACUCACACGCCCAGAUCCCCUGGCCUGUGCUUCCUGGAAGAGGUAGAAGAGGCAUCUUGAAGUCAAUGACAACGGAGAAUGAAGGUGCCACUGAAGAAGCAAAGCAGCACCUCUUUGCCUGUGUUCAAUCACUCCACACAAGUGGAAUCAAGGGAGAAUGUGCACAGCCAGGACAGAGGCUGCUCUGAGCUUGGAAGGCACAGCAUCCUCCUAGAAGUCUCUGCAGAACAAA